CUUGCCAAAAAAAAUGUUAUUUUGAUUUCAAUCGUUACGAUGAAUCAGGCAGGUGUUUCCCAUAGUUCAGCGAAAUAUAUUACGCUUUUGGCAGAGGAACCGCUCGAGCAGGAUUUAAAUCUGGAAGAGAGUUUUGUCAACACGGCUCUAAAAGGAACGUGUCCGUCUGUAUCGGAAGCCGUACAGCCAUCCAUGGCGGAUAUCGCACUAGAGAACCUGACGGAGCAGGUACGCGAGCUGAAAGAUGUUAACGCACGUCUGAUGUGCUGCAUCGUAGAGAAGAACAACGAAGUCAAAGCGCUUAGGGAAUCACAGCCUAAAUCGGUAGAUCCCAGUGAACUCAACGCGACGGGAGCAAAGGUCGUCGAAUUAGCCAAAGCCAAGCGCGAUGUCACCGCGAAGUACGAAGCGGAACGUACCAAAGUUCAGAAGCUCCUUCAAGAAAAAUCGGCGCUUCAAGCCCAUAACGAGCAACUGGAGGAGAAGCUGCGACAAUUCUCGCUGCCAAAAGAAGCCGUUCCGGAAAAGGUCAAAACCUCCAUCAGCAGCAGCAGCAGCUCCAUAGACCGGCAUCAUCGUCGACAGACGGCGCUGGAGAAGUGCUCCGUCGCCACACACGAAGCGACGCUGCUCAAACAGAACAACGCCAAACUGCAGCGGCUGCUGGAGCGCGAAUUAGGCCCGGACGCCGAUGUUAAUCUCCUGCUGCGUGAGGACCAUCCCACGUUCCGUGGACGCGACGAGCAGAUCCAGUUACUCAAAGUAUCAAGAAUUAUCCGAGCGCGAGAAAUGUUCAGUGAAAUUACGGAGAAGAACGCCUCUCUGCAAAAGUCACUCACCGAUGCGCGAUCGAAGCUGACCGCGGAGAAAGCGCGCAACGAAUACCUGAGCAAGGAAAACCUCCGCUUAACGCAGUUCAACAAGCACGUGGUGGAGACUUGCAAGAAGGACGCCGAGCUGAUCCAGUAUUUCCAGACCACCAUCACCGAGCUGCGCAAUGCGGUGCAGGAGACCUCGCCAAUUACACUGCCAUUGAUUCCGCCGCUUAAAGAUCCGCCGCAGAGCGCCGACCUGCAAAAGAAAAUCAUCGAUAUGGAGAAGCAGAUACAGGAACUGAAGCUGACCAACCAUGCCUGCAUAAACUCGGUACGCAACACAAAGGUCACCACAUCCUUGCCAGAUAUCAUUGCAAAGCGCGGAGAUUGUGAUACCAUUUCGUGUGAUUCGCUGACAGAUUUACCGGAAAAUUCGCUGGAUGAACAUGUCCCGCGUAACGCACACAUGGAUGCCGGUUUAUUUACUCCGUUUUACGAGACUCUUCGGCUUUGCAAGGAGUACGUCGAAGUCUUGUCCGAUCGACUAGUAAAAGCGGAAAGCAGUUGGCAGUUCGUGACGGAUGAGUUCAACAUCGAACGGGAAGCCAGCAGUGUUCUGCAGCUGCAAAUUCGUCAUUACCAGCAGGAGCUGGAGCAGUGUAGCGUGGAGCGGCGCCGAGGAUUCCGGCGGACAUCAAAAUCCCAUGAAACUGUUCAACACGGCGUACAUGUUCAAUAAAUGCGAUGCUUUUGCGUACCGUUAGUUUUUUUUUAAUUGUAUUUUGUUCCGCAGAAACCUUGAAUUUCAUGGCUUGAAUUGGCUUGAAUUUCUGUAGUUCUAGCUUUCAAAUGGGAUAUUGUGGCUGCGUAUGCAGCUGUUGGGCAGCAAGAAUUUCGGACCUUUUUUUGGACAGCAAAAAAAUUACUAAAGUCGUAUGAUUUUUUACAAGGCCAAUUUCGUGCGUCGCUUGUGCGCAAAACAGAUUUCGGCUGAAAAACUG
Messenger RNA from Paramacrobiotus metropolitanus, 1816 nucleotides. RefSeq lists its product as uncharacterized. Bases 40 to 1554 code for a protein of 504 amino acids. Lineage: Eukaryota; Metazoa; Tardigrada; Eutardigrada; Parachela; Macrobiotidae. The record is from RefSeq and is a predicted model, not a curated record. The transcript has 7 exons.